Messenger RNA from Brachypodium distachyon (stiff brome), 781 nucleotides. Its product is annotated as ubiquitin. The transcript has 4 exons. Gene Ontology annotation, biological process: translation; protein ubiquitination; modification-dependent protein catabolic process. Gene Ontology annotation, cellular component: ribosome; nucleus; cytoplasm. The record is from RefSeq and is a predicted model, not a curated record. Bases 126 to 545 code for a protein of 139 amino acids. NCBI's taxonomy places the organism in Eukaryota, Viridiplantae, Streptophyta, Magnoliopsida, Poales, Poaceae. Gene Ontology annotation, molecular function: structural constituent of ribosome; protein tag activity; ubiquitin protein ligase binding.
CGUAGCGGGUGCGUUACCUCGCUACUCACUAUAAAAGGACUUCACGUCCGCGGCGCUGCUCACUGCACUGCACUGCUCACCACCACCACCGGGCGAGAGAGAGCGAUCGAGGGCGAGGAGGGAAGAUGCAGAUCUUCGUCAAGACGCUGACGGGCAAGACGAUCACGCUCGAGGUCGAGAGCAGGGACACCAUCGACAACGUCAAGGCCAAGAUCCAGGACAAGGAAGGUAUCACCCCGGACCAGCAGCGUCUCAUCUUUUCGGGGAAGCAGCUGGAGGAUGGCCGCACCAUGGCCAAAUACAACAUCCAGAAAGAGUCCACGCUUCACCUGGUGCUGCGCCUCUUUGGCGGGGGCAGAGGCUGGUACCCCAGGAUCGACCCCAACCUCCGGAUCCUUGCUCUGAAGCACAAUGAGAACAAGAUGGUCUGCCGAAAGUGCUUUGCACGCCUGCCCGUCAGGUCCAUCAACUGCCGCAAGAAGAAGUGCGGCCACAGCAACCAGGUGAGGCCAAAGAAAAAGUUUGCCUCCAAGCAUGGUUGGUGAAUGAACAUUUGAAAUGAUGACGCCCAUCAGCUGAAUCAACUGCAUUUGUGUCGCAUCUCAUAGUUUUGCUUCUUGAUGUUGAGACUUUAAUUACUCUUGUCAAUAAUUAAUGGUAGCUCGAGCUUUCUGCAUGACAGUGGAAUGUUUGAUAAAUGUUGUUGGAAGAUCCCACCAAAUACUGGAACUUGACCACUCUUCUCAAAUGUUAGAAAUAUUAUUGGUUUCCUGAUGAACCA